GUGCGGACCCCGCCCCGGUCCGUCCGUGAAUACGCUCCGGAGGCAUAAGCCAACGCGCAGCCUCGCCCGGCGCUGCCUGCAGGCUCCUCUGUGGCCCUGCGGGUCCGGUCGCCGGCUCCGAGAUGCGCCCCCUGCUUGGCUUCCUGCUGGUCUUCGUCUGCUGCACCUUCGCCCUGUACUUGCUGUCGACGCGACUGCCCCGCGGGCGGACGCUGGGCCCGGACGAGGAGACUGGAGGCAGGUCACUGUGGUUCCCCUCAGACUUGGCCGAGCUGCGGGAACUUUCUGAGGUCCUUCGAGAGUACCGGAAGGAGCACCAGGCCUACGUGUUCCUGCUGUUCUGCAGUGCCUACCUCUACAAACAGGGCUUUGCCAUCCCUGGCUCCAGCUUCCUGAACAUUUUAGCUGGUGCUUUGUUUGGACCAUGGCUGGGGCUUCUGCUGUGUUGUGUGUUGACAUCAGUGGGCGCCACAUGCUGCUAUCUGCUCUCUAGUAUUUUUGGCAAACAGCUGGUGGUCUCCUACUUCCCUGAUAAAGUAUGCCUGCUGCAGAGGAAGGUGGAAGAGAACAGAAACAGCUUGUUUUUUUUCUUACUGUUUUUGAGACUUUUCCCCAUGACACCAAACUGGUUCUUGAACCUCUCAGCUCCGAUUCUGAACAUCCCGAUUGUGCAUUUCUUCUUCUCUGUUCUGAUCGGUGGGCAAGAACUGGACGAGCUAAAGUGUGUUUUAUGGUGGAGAGAAAGGGGACAUAGACUUGUUCCCAGAAGAAAUGAACCAGAGAGAUUCAUAGUUUAGUGUGGUCUGAAGUCUCAAGAGAUGAACUCUCAGUUCCCAGAAGAAAUGAACCAGAGAGAUUCACAGUUGAGUGUGGUCUGAAGUCCAAGGAUGGAAAAUAUGGCCUUUUAAGGUACUUUUCCGGCCCGAUCACCCUCUAAGUGAGUAGGCCUCCUUCUAGAAUGCCUCUAGUCUUAUUACGGGAUGACAUCAUAGCUAGGCAUUUUAUUUCAAUGUCAUGAUAUACAUAUUCUUUUUGUUUGCUUGUUUCUUUUUAUGUUUCCCUGCUACUCCCAGCCAGGAGAAAUAAAAAGUUGUUACUAUGGGACCUGGAAAGAAGGAGAUGACAAACUGUGCUGCCCGCUCUUGAAUCUGCCUAACCCAUGGGCCCCGGGCAGCAACUCCCUAGGUUGGCUCCUCCCAGGGGACUAAAUAAUUCUCUUUUUGCCUCUAAUGUAGUCCCAUGAUUUUAUUUCUUAAGAAACUUGAGAAAGUUUACAGCUUUUGAAGUAUUUGUCCAUCCACUCAGUCAUCUGCCCACCCGGGAGCUUUCAGGAUCAAGUCAAAGCCACAGUGCAUCCACUGGCCUCCAGGGCAGAACCCGCAUCCUCAGAUGAUUGUUGUUGCACACAGAAAAUGAGGGAAUACAACUAAGAUGAAUACCAGGGAGCUCCCAAAUGGCAGUUCCAUUUUCAUUCCUUCAUAAAAAUCAUAAAAACCCAUAAUUAUUCAUGGUUAGCAAUAAACACAAUCAUUGUGCUACACUGUAAAGCCACACCUUCUGAUCGACAGAAAAUGAGAAUAAUUAUUAUAAAACAAAAUAACAGUGAUAAUAAUGCCAUAACUUAAGAUCUUUCAUGUAGUCCAGCUACAGAAUUUAUACAAAAUGGAAUAAUUUAAUGCAAACAAUACUGCUCUCUGUAUAAGUUAAACAUUUUCCUUCAUCUUACCUAAGAGCUAUAAAUUAUAGACACUAAAUUUUAAAUCAACGACUCAACAUAAAGUGUAAACACAUGGAGGGAUCAGACAAGCAAAGGAAGUGCUCUAAAUUCCCUCCACCUUUCCUUUUUGGCUGAUGCAAUCGGCGACCCCCAGCGGAGGGCAACGUUUUCAUCCUUGUUGGAAAUAGUUUAAUACCUGUAAUGUGUAAGUCUUUCCUAAUGUCCAACGUGAUGCAGUGUCAAAGAGUCAAGCCAUGUUCUUCAGGUCUUGAGCCUAGAGAGGUUGUUUGACAGAAACCUGUCUUGGAGACAGAGAUGGAAACUAGGCCAACACCCGUUUUUAUAUAAAAUUCUAGAUAAAAAUUUCCUUGAAGCUGAGGCAUGAUGAAAUUCCUUGGGAUGCUUUUCAAAGACCGUGACCCCAGAGACAAGCCAGGACCUCAUGUCUUGGACAAUGUAAAAUCUCUCUAAUUGCUGCUCAGCAUCAGUUGUUCUUUCUAUAAAUUUCCAGAUUCAAUUAUUUCCAACUGCAUUGAUCCAAAGUGCAGUAAAAUACACUUUACCAGUUGCAUUUAACAAAAAUGCUAUUGUAAUGUGGGAGGGGUUGACUUUUACAAGUUGCUUAUGCUGCCUUUAUCCUGAUAGUGGUAGCUAGGCACUAAAGCUUCCCAGAUAGAAUGAGUUAAUGAAUAAAAACAAGGGGGUGGUUCGGGAUUGGACUUUGGACAGACUCACACACACGCUAGCUGCCUUCAAAGUCUGUUCUGUUUGAAUCAAUAUGACUCUAGUAGACAAGUAACCUGGUUCCACAGAGGGGUGAUCUGAUCUUCUUCACGUAGCUGAACUGAGACAUUGUGAGAAUGUACUUUCACAAAUUCCACAUUUGCUUUUCUAAUACUGUUGUAAAUUUCCUUUUUCUCUUUUUGGCACCCCCUGCCUUUUUUCCUAAAGGAAGUGGUCAACAGGUGGAAAGGAAAUAGGCUAUAAGAAAAUGGCACUUGAGUCUCAAAAAUCAACACAUUGGUCAAGGUAACACAUUUGUCAAGGUAAUGACAAUGACAGCAUUAAAAAGGGAAGCAUUUGUCAAAGACAAGGCUUGAUGCUAUCUGUAAGUCUCACUACCAAAUACUGCUUCAAGUUCUUGAAAUGAAAUCAGCUUCCAGAUGUGUAGUUGUCUUUUUUCCUCCUAGAGGAAGCACAUGCCCUCAAGGACCUUGGGUGCAAGUAUCUGGUCAUCAGUCUCUUCUAGAUCAUUUCCAUCACCCAUGUGGGCAAGCUGGUUGAACUUAAUGUGGUCUGUUCACAAGUUACCUGGAAUUGCUUUUCUUUGUUUUCUAAAAUAAUCAGUAUGUCUUGCUCUGGCUCUUCUUCGUCUCUUAUGGCCAAAAGAACUGGUCCCCUGUUCAAGUAGCAAUAAUAUCUCCUGGCCCCACAAAUUCCCAAUGAUGUUGCUCCUAAAUUCCACUUCUUUCUUUCUUUUCUUUCUUCCUUUAUCUCUCUCUCUCUCUCUCUCUCUCUCUCUCUUUUUGCAAGAAAUUAUUGUGUCUCUCUCUAUAUCAUAUAUAGUUCACUCUUUACAGUACAAAGUGUUAAAAUGUCAAACAAAAAUAAAUAUCAAUGUUACAGUAGCUAGAAUAUUCAAUAAAAUAGAUCCCUGCCAUUCUUGAUUGAAA
Molecule: messenger RNA, 3390 nt
Organism: Leopardus geoffroyi (Geoffroy's cat)
Lineage: Eukaryota; Metazoa; Chordata; Mammalia; Carnivora; Felidae
Gene: TMEM41A
Product: transmembrane protein 41A
Exons: 5
Coding region: 123-797 (224 amino acids)
Source: RefSeq, a predicted model, not a curated record